UAAUUGCACGGCUGCAUGAAUGAACGUACAGGUAUAUGCAAUUAAUUUUUAGUUCAACGAUAUUUUGUAUGAAUUAAGAAAAAGAAUGGCUUUGCAAAGUUACACAAAGAUAGCGAUUGGAUGGUAGGUUAAUUAAAUGUGCACGCAGUCGCUAUUUUCAGAUUCUCUUCUUAAUGGUUAACGUCUUACAUAAAAGAAUUUGAUAGGCUGCAGCUAUUGUUAUCGGAGUAUGUGCUUUUUCGACAGCGAAAAGACGGAUACAUGAUAGACGAUAUGAGAAUAUGAGAUCAAGACAGCGCAUACGUGAUUCUAAUAUUAUAGAAUAAAAUUAUAUGUUUGGUAACAUAUAUGUGUAUAUAUAAAUAUAUAUAUAUAUAUACAUACAUAUUAUAAAAUAAGAAACAAUUCAACUACAAAAUGGCUGGGUUACCUCAAUUCAGUGAAGAACAAUUAAAAUUAGUGAGAGAUAUAGAAAUUGAAAUGAUGACUGAUAUGUUUCACCGUAUGACAUCUGCAUGUCACAGAAAGUGUAUUCCACCAAAAUAUACUACCGCAGAAUUAAGCAAGGGAGAAUCUGUAUGUCUAGAUCGUUGUAUUGCUAAAUAUUUAGAUGUUCAAGAACGCAUUGGGAAAAAACUCCAGCAAAUUUCUUUACAAGAAGAAAGUUUCGCAAAGGGUAAAGCUGUAGAACAACCAAAAAUGAAUUAAGAAUACUAUUUUGUUAGGGAAACUUUAUGUAUAUUAUGCAUUUAAUAGUUUUUUCUUCCGAUGACCUGUAAGCAUCUAUCACUUAAAUAGUGGUAUAAUUUAUAUUUACAAAGUGGUUAUUUCUGUAGUUUACAGAAUGAAACUUAGAAUAAAUUAUUAUAAAACCUUUAUUUUGCAUUUAAUUGAAUGACUUAAAUGCAGCACUGUUUUUGCAUUACUGUGUAAUAGUUUAUUAUUUUAGGCCAGUGUCCUCGUAACUAUAAUUUUAUUUAAUUUUUAUUAUAAGCGAUAUCUUUUUCUUGUAAAUGAAAUUGUAAUAGUGGGAAGUGUGAUAAACAUAAUAUAUUGUGUAACCUUACAUGAUAAAAGGAAUUUUUGCAAUAGUAUGUAAUUCUCAAGUAGAAAAAUGUAUUUUAUUGUAAUACACAAUUAUAAGUAGAAAAAAUAACAAUAGAAAGAAAAAUUAUACACACAUUUAAGUAUCGCGUGUUACUAUCGAAAUUACGAUACUUCAUAAAAAAUGUAUUCAUUACACUUUCUUCUCAACCAUGAUUUUUGUGCAAGAAAGUUCAAUUUCGUUAGAUUUUCUUCAUUUCGUUGUCCAAAUUGCUAUCACAUGCGCGAAACACUUUAAAUUUAAUAAACAAGUUGCCAUUAA
Molecule: messenger RNA, 1366 nt
Organism: Osmia lignaria (orchard mason bee)
Lineage: Eukaryota; Metazoa; Arthropoda; Insecta; Hymenoptera; Megachilidae
Source: RefSeq, a predicted model, not a curated record